Fusarium sp. VM40 is the source of this 1965-nucleotide messenger RNA. The record is from the annotation of a GenBank genome assembly. NCBI's taxonomy places the organism in Eukaryota, Fungi, Ascomycota, Sordariomycetes, Hypocreales, Nectriaceae.
AUGUGUCCUGUCGAAACCCCUCUCCCCUUUCUGGGUAACGAAGACACCCCUUUCUUCCAAUCCGCACGCUAUGCUUGGUCAAGUACUAACUCGGGGUUAGAGCAGUCUACUGAGCUGAGCCAAGACCAUUCUCUUCAUCAAAGCUCAGAUAUACCCAUCGUCGAGGAAUUGAUCCCCAAGGGAGAUUUGCUUCUGGCAGUCGGCCCCAGCAGAAGAUACUUCAUGAUAACGUCGAGCUUUCUUUGCGAGAUUUCCCCUAUAUUUUCUGUAAUGUUCGGACCCAGCUUCGAGGAAGGAAAUCGCCUGAGAAGCAUGCAGAACGAAGAUUCCGAAAUGGUCCUCGAGCUGCCAGAUGACGAUGCCCAAGCCUUUUACAACACCAUUCGGGCGCUGUACGGAGCCGAUCCUUCGGCAAAGAACUACGAGACGGUCGAGAUUCAAAAGGUCGCCAUUGUUGCUGACAAGUAUGAUAUGGCUUCACGCUUCACCUUUGCAACUUCGUAUUGGUUUACAAAGCAUGCCUGGACAGACGAUCCAGAAGAGACCUGGCAGCUCACAACUGCAGCAUUCUGGUUCAAGAACUCGGAUGCUUUCUUUAACUUUAGCAAGAAACUUGUCAAACAAGACCAGGAGUCCCACUUGGGCUACAUUGUAGGCAUGCCGGACAAAGUGCUUGGCCUGAGACUUUGCUUGGCAAUUGAGGAACAGCGUGUUCAGAGACUUCUGCGCGGUAACAAGCCAAAGGGUCUUUGUCUUUAUUGCUUUAGUCGAACAAAGGUUGGGUUUACUCAAGUUACCCCUCAACAACGUGUAGCCACACAUCGAAACAGGAUCUCAUCACCUCAUCCACGCUCAUCCACAGCGACACCAGUCUCACAACUUGGUGAAGCGAAGCCAAAGAACUUUUCAUUUCUGCUCCGACCAGAGAUUUACCACCCUCUAACUCCCCUCAAUAUCCCAGUCGCUUUCCGUAACCCACAGAAGCAGCCUAACCCUGAAGCCCCCAUCGAAGAGCUCCUUGCCAAUGGUCACUUCAGAGCAGCUGCUAUUGCUGCAGUUCAGGAGCUCACAGGCUCUGGAGCCAACGGGAGUAUCGAUCCUACGGACUACAAGAGGAUAUUUGACCUUCUUUACACUCGGCUGGCAUGUCUGACUCUGAUUGAUGCAACUCCCCUGGCUGCCCAGGAGGUAAAAGCCUUGGAAGAUCUGAACGAUAUCAGAAAGUAUGUAGAUGAUACAACCGGAGAGCAUCUAGCACCUUGGGAACUCCGAGUUCUUAAUGUACGCCUUCAAUCUCUCGGUUUUGGCGAUUAUCGACGAGCUGUCAUGAGCUACCACGACCUUGCCCGCGAGGCUCGUGACCACAUCAACAAAGCAUCCACUCAGCACGACAAUUCGGCAAGAGAACUUUGGAAAGCGCGCCUCCACGACCUUGGUAUUCAAGUUGCAGGGGCUCUCAUUGAGCUCGAAGAUCUGACGGGCGCCGCGCAUCAUUUGAACACUCUUCGGGACGUGGGCGACGGAAAGAUGGCACUUACAAAGGCACUGAUGUGGCUGCAUCUUGGCGAUUCAGACAGCGCCAGACUUUGUGCACGCCAAGCUGUCGCUAAUGAUGAGAAUGCAGAAAAGCUCAUCAUUGCGCUGUCUGAAAUGGCGGAUGCUGAGUAUAAGAGCGCGCUUGAGGUAUGGAAGGAGUUAAAGGAGAGCAUGGACGAUGAGAUGGUCGGCGUCAACAUGGCAGUGUGCUUGUUAUAUCUUGGAAGAAUACAAGAGGGACGAGCAAUCUUGGAAGAACUCGUCGAAUCGGGACGGUCAUCGCAUACGCUGUUGUUCAACUUGUCGACUAUGUACGAAUUGUGUACCGAGAGACAUAAGAACAUGAAGAUCAGGCUGACAGAGAGAGUGGCCGGCUUAGAAGCGUCGUCUGCAGGAUGGGAAAAGACAAAUAAUGAUUUUAAACUGUAG